UUUGUAAAUGAAGUUGAAUGAUCCGUUUGCAAAAUUGCAGAGAGAAAUCGUUUAGAAAAAUUUGUUCUUUUCGCUUUACAAUAUUUUGUUUUGUCUUCGGAAGACUGAAACCAAUUCCGACCAUUUCCUUUUCCCGGGAAGUUGGCGUAACUUGCAGGGAAUGGUGAGAAAAUUCCCAUUCUGAACUAGUCUGUUCUCCCUUCUCUGAUCAACUAUGCAUUUCCCCAAACAUGAGUUUCUUUAAAGGACUCGUCGACUCUCUGAGCUCAAUCUUGUCCACUAAUUACAGUGAAAGUCCCCCCAAUUCUCCGCCCAUGGAAGGCGUAGCCGGACCUGGAAUUGGCGCGUCAGUUUCGAACGAGCGCGUGGCUUACAAGCUUAAGGGUUUCUUUGAUUUGGCUACGGAAGAGAUCGACAAGGCAGUUAGGGCUGAAGAGUGGGGCGUAGUCGACGACGCCAUCAAACACUAUAGCAACGCCCAGCGGAUACUUGUCGAAGCAAGUUCUACUCCUGCUCCUUCUUUUAUCAGCGCCAGUGAACGAGAGAAGGUGAAAUCUUAUCGUCAAAAAAUUUCAAAAUGGCAGGGUCAGGUAUCUGAGAGAUUACAAACUUUAAGUAGGAGGGCAGGUGGUACAUCCAUUACGAAGAGCGGAUUGGUUCCUGCACAAAAAACAACAGUAGCAUCAAAAACAGUAAAUGCUGGGAAACAUGUUUUACCUAAGCCAACCGUAAAUGUUGGGAAACAAGUUUUGCCUAAGUCUACUCGUUCCAUUACAAGCAGCGCAGUGGUGAGGAAUCAAACAAAAAAUUCUGCAAACACGAAACCUGCACAAGAGUCUGGUGGUAAUUAUGAAGCUAAGUUGGUAGAAAUGAUAAAUACUUCAAUAGUGGACACAAGUCCUUCUGUCAAAUGGGAAGAUGUUGCUGGUCUUGAAAAAGCUAAGCAAGCUCUAAUGGAAAUGGUUAUUUUACCAACUAAGAGAAGAGACUUGUUCACCGGCCUUCGAAGGCCAGCUAAAGGUUUGCUUCUCUUUGGUCCACCUGGUAAUGGGAAGACUAUGCUAGCUAAAGCAGUUGCUUCAGAAUCAGAGGCCACAUUUUUUAAUGUUUCUGCAUCUUCCUUGACAUCAAAAUGGGUGGGGGAGGCUGAAAAACUUGUAAAGACUCUCUUCAUGGUUGCUAAGUCCAGACAGCCUUCUAUAAUUUUCAUGGAUGAAAUUGAUAGUAUCAUGUCAACAAGGCUGGCUAAUGAGAAUGAUGCAAGCAGAAGGUUGAAGUCAGAGUUUUUGAUACAGUUUGACGGAGUGACUUCUAAUAAUAAUGAUCUAGUAAUUGUCAUUGGUGCUACUAACAAGCCACAAGAACUGGAUGAUGCAGUUCUAAGGAGAUUGGUGAAGAGGAUAUAUGUUCCUUUACCAGAUGAUGCAAUUAGGAGACUUCUUCUUAGACACAAGCUCAAGGGCCAAGCAUUUUCCUUACCCAGCGGAGAUCUGGAAAGACUUGCAAAAGAGACGGAAGGAUAUUCUGGAAGUGAUCUGCAAGCUUUGUGUGAAGAAGCUGCACUGAUGCCAAUUAGAGAAUUAGGUGAAAACAUUCUCACUGUCAAGGCAAAUCAGGUAAGACCGCUAAGAUUUGAUGAUUUUCGGAAGGCAAUGAGUGUAAUCAGACCAAGCUUAAAUAAAAACAAGUGGGAAGAACUUGAAAAGUGGAACUUGGAGUUCGGUUCCAAUUGAAAUCCUUUGUAAAUUUUUAUACAUCGAUCUUGACUUUGCCUGACCGUAAGGUUUAAAGUUUAUUCUUUUAUUUGUAUAAUAUAUUUGACGUUUUUGUUCAAAAAAGAAAUAAAUAUAUUUGAUGUUUACUUCUCAA
Molecule: messenger RNA, 1869 nt
Organism: Cannabis sativa
Lineage: Eukaryota; Viridiplantae; Streptophyta; Magnoliopsida; Rosales; Cannabaceae
Exons: 13
Coding region: 231-1733 (500 amino acids)
Cellular component (GO): microtubule cytoskeleton
Molecular function (GO): ATP hydrolysis activity; ATP binding
Source: RefSeq, a predicted model, not a curated record